CCUUGGACUUCUUUGGACGAACAAUCAUCCUAGCACCAACUCACCUCGCUUCCGAACUUCCAAUUUCUAUUUUCGGUCGACUUACACGCAACCAAAUGACUGCAAAGUGCAUCAAGCCAUGAUAAACACAGUCAAGCUUGGGUGUCUAGUAGGCGUGCUGAGUCUAGCCAUCAAUGGACCUUCCAACAAAUAUCUCUUUGUUUCUCAAGUGAGAAAUAUAGAAAGUCACAUUCCACCUCUCUUACUGUUUCGUUCUCCCAAUUUCCAGUCCAUUAACACCAUUACCAUCAUGGCCAUGUACGGCAGACUGCAGCGGUCGCUGACCAUGAGACCAGUCACCUUCGAAUACAGCUCCGAAGACCUAGAACUACCACCCUCGAACUACAGAAGCCACUUAAAGAGAGCACAUACAUUCGACCCAGUCAUGAAUAACCACAUCCAAGAUGCCCCGGCGGCGGAAAGGAAUUCCCUGGGGAAAGACACAGGAUUUCCCGAACCAUUAUCAAUAGACAGGAACACCACCCUCCCUCACCCCGAAGCGGACACCUCCCCGAACGCGUCCAUGUCCGCGCCGGACGACGACCUCUCCCGGACGUACAGUCGUCGAUCGUUCCUGGGCCGCUACUCGUCGUCUCGCCAGAAAUCCAGCAGUUUCGACGCCAAGGACCUGGAGAAGUCUGGCUUGUAUGAUAAUAUAGAGUAUGCGGAUGGGAGCAGGGAGGAGAAGUACCAGGGCGGGGAGGAGUCCGGGAAGGGCUCGUCGGAAGGGGGGUCGUCCAUGGAUAUGGAUGGGAGUUGGGAGAAGGGAAGCGGGAGCGGGAGGAGGAGGUCUAGUGAUGGGGAGAGGAAGGGGGGGUUUUUUGGGAGGUUGGGGUUCUUGUGAUGAAUGGGGUUUGGGAUAGAGGAAUAGAAUGGAGACAGAGUGAAAGAAAGGAAAGGUUGUGGUAAUUCUUGCGUGGAGUUUUAACGGUAUGGGAAUAGGGAACAGGGCGUAUGGACAAAUAUUGAUAGUGAGGCUUGGAGAAAGCAUCAUCAACUCAAUAUGGUUUCUUGUCCCUCUGCAAAUGAAUAAAAAGUUGAUAAAUGAACAAAUCCCCAACACCAUGUGUUCGUGUAUUGCCAGACCUAUUCGGAAGCCUAGCUUCCUGUGUAUAUCGUGAAGCAGUACGGACCGAGGAGAAGAGAGGACAUAGAAGUGUUUGCCUUUACGAACCAAGAAAGAGAGUUCAGCGAUCUGCGCAAGGAGACAGACACAGGAGGUUUUAAAGGGCAGUAGGAUGUGGACCGGCUAAGGUCGGCCCGUUGUAGUGAUCAGGGCGUCCAUUGUGGAGGCGGGUUUCUGGUGUUCUUGCGGCGGUAGGGGCGAGAGUCAUUCGUGGGUGGUGGUCUGGUGUGAGGAGAGGAUAGAGACGCGACUCUAUAGGUUAGUGAAGAGUACGUGGCUACUCUAUUGGCGUUUGAUGGCUGUUGUACGUGGCUGUUGGUGUUUGAUGAUAUCAAACGAGGUGGUCGGGCUUGUCCUCCAGCGAUUCGUGUUCCAGUGGGUCUGGGCUCAUUCCAUGAGAGUGAUGGAAAUCUUGGGUAGCGAGUUUAGAGAUUCGAAGUCCACCAUCCGAUGUCCUCCUCCAGGACCGCCACCCGUUCACUCCACUGCA
This is a messenger RNA of Cadophora gregata, 1655 nucleotides long. RefSeq lists its product as uncharacterized. The transcript is spliced from 3 exons. The coding region runs from base 119 to 883 and encodes 254 amino acids. The record is from RefSeq and is a predicted model, not a curated record. Lineage: Eukaryota; Fungi; Ascomycota; Leotiomycetes; Helotiales; Ploettnerulaceae.